This is a messenger RNA of Mytilus trossulus (common blue mussel), 9525 nucleotides long. RefSeq lists its product as uncharacterized. NCBI's taxonomy places the organism in Eukaryota, Metazoa, Mollusca, Bivalvia, Mytilida, Mytilidae. Bases 1 to 9348 code for a protein of 3115 amino acids. The record is from RefSeq and is a predicted model, not a curated record. Gene Ontology annotation, molecular function: protein binding. The transcript is spliced from 16 exons.
AUGGCAAAAUCAAAGGUGCUUUAUUCAAAUGAUCUGCACAACGCAAAACUGAAGAAAGCAGCAACAAACCGACCAUCCAUAGAUAGCUGUCAGAUUGUUGCUAUUGGACGAAAUGGAUCAAAGGCGAUUUCCAAUACUGGCUCGUCUGAAUGUUCUCUUCAGAAGGAUAUUUACGGCAGAUUCCAAGUAUCACAUUUCAAAAUCAAUCUAAAAGCAGUUUUUAAAGUAAAGAUUGAUAAACAGUACACGGACAACAGAUCAAAUUUUGUGCCUCAGGAACAGUUUGGAAUAACCGAUCUUGGUGUAGAAGUAUACAAGUUUUCCGUCAGAAAUCAAAGCCAGUUUGUAUGUAAGAAAUCUUUGAAACCUUCAGAGGAUCCGGAAGAUACCGUUGUACAAGAAAACUUUACAGUUUAUACCAAUGAAACAUUAGCAGAUGGUGAAAGAUUAUGCCUGACAUUUAUUGCAAAAGCUGGUGGAUACUUGAUAUCUGCAGACGAGAUUAAUCACAGCAAUACAACAGUACCAUAUAAGAAAACUGAAAAGAGAAAGCAGCUCUGUUAUAUUUAUGACAAGAUGCCACCGACCUUUGAUCCUACUUAUCAUUCGACUGAACCACUCACGUUGUCUAAAAGGUUAACAACCUCGAAUCAUAUAAAAGCAUAUUUUGGUGGUUGGUUUGACCCGUACCCAGAUCAUGGAACUGCGUCCCUGGCAUCUGGAAUUAAAUCCUAUGCAAUCAGCGUGUACGAAGUCAAAGAAGCCACUGUAACAACAUUAAUGAGGGAUACAACUUCUGUUGCGGGUCCUUACAGUUCUACCAAAAAUAUAACAGAAGUAGACAUACUUUUACCAGACAAAAAUCCAAUGUUAUAUGCUAUUUUACUCGAAGUGACAGACAGGGCUGACAAUGUUAGACAAGCGCGACGUUUUGUUUUGUACGAUAACUCAUCAAAGAUUGCAAAGAAUGAAUUAAUACCUAUCAGGGUUGAUUCCGCAUCAAACCAAACAAAUUUUACAUGGCAAAUACAUCAUGAAAGUAUUUGUUAUUCAUGGAAAAAUUGUUUUUUCAAUAACUUUUACAAAAAGAACAAUCCACUACGUCGUAUCAGGACAGAAGCCUUAAACUCAACAGGUGGCAUGUACGAUCAAAUGUCAGGCGUUUUACCGGUGACGGGUACAACAAAUAUCUAUGGUUUGACUGAUUUUUAUUAUUCCUUGAUAAUCAACGAAAAGAAUGUAGAUUCCGGAAAAGUGAGAAAUAUAACGUUACAGUCACUAUGCCUUAAACCUAGUAUGAACGACGGAGACACAUUCUUACUCCGUCUUCAAGGCAGAGAUAUCAUGAACCAUACACUCAAUGAUAGUAUACAAGUUCAUAUCGACCGAUCUGUACCGGAAAUAGCUGACAUAUGGUUAAUUCGUAGUGGAGAAAAACAGCUUUAUGUCCAUCAUAGCGCAGAUUUAUCCAUUAUGCAUUUAGAGUUUAAGGCAUUUGAUUUACAUAGUGGAGUUCGGGAAAUAAAAUGGGCGUUUGGUUUUUAUGAAAACAAAACUGUCCUGAUCGAAAAAUCAAUAGCUGUUGAUGAAACAAACGAUUUGAGUUCAUGUUCCAAUGCAACGACUUGUUACUGUCCAAUAGUUGGCGAGUGUACAUCAACAACGUAUUUUGCAGAACUAACAAAGUUAAAAACACUCAAUAAACAUAACGGAAACCAUAACAGGAGAUAUUUCUUUACCGUCAAAGCAACAAACAAUGCCUUUCUUGUCGCUUACGACCAUAUAGACAUAUUAGUUGACGAAUCCCCACCAGAAGUUGGAGUAGUUUUGGAAGGUCCAAUAGGCAGUCCUGAUAUAGACUAUACAAGUAUCAAUCAGUUCACUGUACACUGGCAUGGAUUUAUCGACCACGAGAGUGGUAUCAAGUUCUAUAGAGUAGGCAUCGGUAGAAACUGUAUCAGCAAUUUGAAUAUCAAAGAAGCAAGUGAAAUGAAUGGUUCUUUUGUACUGGAUACCACCCAUGAAUCUACAAAAUUAGCGUUUCCAUAUGGUCAAGGCAAAUAUUAUGUGACGGUUAUGGCGUUUAAUCACGCAAUGAGUCCUUCAAAGAUUGCAUGUUCAGACGGAAUAACAUUCGAUAAAAGUAUUCCUGAAAUAGUAAACGUUAGCAUUAAACAUGCAAAAACUGUAGAAUCAAUCGGUUGUUAUGACGGUGUUUCAUGGCUUAUAAAACAGAAUCUCUCAAGAAUUAAGUUAUAUGGUGAUGAGUGCAGUAAAUUAUGCACAAACAAGAGUAAUGAUGACAUGUUGAGUUUACUUCCUAUAAUACAGAACAAUACAGGCGAAGGUACAGCAGUAUCAUCUUUCAUGUGCCACACUAUGAGUCGUUAUAAACACGACUUAAUCUAUACACCGACGGAUCUUUUUCAAAUUACAUGGGACAUCGUUGAGGAUUAUAGCCAGAUAUCUCAUGCCUAUGUGGGAUUUGGGAAAGAUGUAUCCGUAAUUGAUAGUCCUAACUUAAUGGAUUAUACUAAAACACAUCACCUCACAAGUUAUAUCCAACAUCAUCCAGGGCUUAUCGGUGAAAAAGCUAUAUUCAUAUUCAUCAAAGUGAAAAACAGAGCUGGUUUAGACCAGAAGAUUUGGUUUGGACCAAUAUUAGCCGAUGAAACACCACCCGUUUGCCAGGAUAUUUCAAAGCCUGUUAUUGAUAAUGGAUUUGUCAUUGCGCAAUGGGAUAAGAACACAUUUUACGACACAGAACAGACAGAAGAAAUUGGAUCAGUAAUGUUUCGUGUUGGCGUGGAAUGUAAGUAUAUAACACCUUUCCUUGAGUGGGACAUAACAUCACACGGAGGUCAAUGCGGUAUACAUCACCAAUGCAUCAAAUACCCUGUUAAAAAGUUGCAAAUGUAUGAUUCCGAGAAAAGUGUAGACUUCCAUAUUCAAAUGCAUGUAUACAACUAUGCUGGACAUUAUUGCAGUAUAAAUACACCUUCUUUCAAACUACCAAAUAUAAUUCAACCCCGACAAGGGAUAGUUUUAGAUGUUGACACUGGAAGUAAAGGCUGUUAUCAAGAUUUAGAUGUUAUAUAUGACGCUAAAGUUUUCUGUUUUGUAAUGAAAGGUUUUACAAAUGAGGAGAUAAAAUUUGAAGUAGGAGUCGGUACCGUUAACAAAUCCGAUGAUGCAAUAACUUUUCACGUGUUUAACGCAACCAAUGAUGAAAGAGCGUGCGAAUCUAUAGGCCAACUCAGAACAGAGAAACAAUAUUAUGUGACUAUCAAGGCAUCUUAUGCAAAUCGGGAAAUCUACAGAGUUUCGUCCGAUGGGUUUGUGAUAUUAAAUAGUACAUCUGUGACGUCGUCAUUGACGAUUUACCAUGGUAUUCGAUGUGGGGUUGACAACGUUUUGGAUGAAUGGAUUAUCUCAUCAUCAUCAACUUUACUUCAACUUUCUCAACCUCUUCAACAUGGCGUCAGUUAUUCGUUGUUAACGGAUAAUACAAACGCAUCAUUUACAAUAUCAAACACAAAUGUUCUUGUCAAAUCUCGAAGCCAAAUUUUGAAUCAGAUGAUUAUAACAUUUAUUCCAUUAGUUUCCGUCUCGAAGAUUACCAUCGAUGUAGACAGUAAUAAUUCGAAUAAAUCUUCAAAUGUUUCAUUAUUUCUCUAUCAGUGUGAUCCAGACAUGGAACUGCAAUUUUCGACUUCGUUACUUCCUGUUUACUGGUCGAUUGGCGAGAAAUAUAAGCAGUAUGUAUCACAUUAUGAAGUAGCACUAUGCCAAAUGACAAAUGAUACUACUUGUGAAGGCAAACUUUUGUACGAAUCUGUUGGGACGGAUCGAUAUAAAUAUUUUCAUGGGAAUUUUAAGGAAUCUGUUUACCAGGUAUUUGUUAAGACGUGUUUUGGAUUGAAAUGUCUUAAGCCUUCCAUUUCGAGUGACAUUGUAGUUGAAACAGUAACAUCUAAGAAGAUAAAAGUCCAGGCGUCUCUUCAAUUGGAGGAUACUUGCACCAACACAACUGUGAAAUGGCAGAAAUCAACAUGCACUGUAUUGUAUAAAGAAACCAUUCCAGCUGGUUACAGAUGGUCCUUAUUCAAAGACAGAGGCAAUACAAUGCUGACUGACUGGAAAGUCUAUAUAGGAAAAGAAACUGAUGAAAACAAAGGACUUUUUACGGAUUCUGACUGUCUAGACAUACCAGUUUAUCUUCACCAUCAAACAUAUGUUUGUAUAGAAGCAUUCUGUCCAGCAGGCGAUAUCAAACAAACUUGCAGCAAAUCUACAGUGAUAGACGACCCAAACAUCUAUGAUAAAAAUAUUAUUUAUGAUUUAAAUCUGAAUAAUCCUGUCAUUAAGCGCAUAUUGGAACUACAACACAGUUCUAACAUUGGAAAAUACUUGCAAGUUCUACACGACAAUGAGAUGGAUUUCGCUGAACAGAAUGUAAAAAUUUCUGGGUUUUUACUAGGAGUAGUCGAAGUUUCAGUAAAAUGGUUUCUUAUGAAAUAUCAAGUAAUUCCAUCUAUAGAUUGCUCUCUUGACUUGUCAUGCUUGUUUACAACGGAUACAACAACUGGUUUCGUUAAUUUUGAUAAUCCAUAUUUAAACGAAAACGGAAUACUGUAUAUAUGCGCUGUAACAGAUUCGUUUGAAGGUUGUAGUGAUGGAUUCUUAGUUGAUGAUGACAUACUUAAGGGUGGCAGUGUUUCUAUAUUAUCAAGAAAUGGUUAUGUAAUUGAAGGCUCAUCAAUGAAUAUUCAUUGGUCAGGGUUUAGUGGGAGUUCAAAAGUAAUAGACAUGGGAUAUCCAAAUGCAGUUGCAUCUUACCAAUACGCAAUAGGUACCAGUAUCGGAGGAACUGAUAUUGUAUCCUUUACAACAGCUGGUCUGGCAGACUUUGUUGUAGUUACAGGCUUGCGCUUACAACCUGGGCAAAUAUAUUAUGCUACUAUUCGAGCUUAUGAUCAUUUGAAUAGGUAUGUUGAAAGACAUUCAGAAGGCGUUAUUUACGACAACACCCCACCUUUAUCCGGCACAACACAAGUUGAAAGAGGAACUAUAUAUUUUGUGAAAACUCAUCGAAUUUCUGUACGGUGGUUUGGGUUCGAAGAUAACGAAAGUGGAAUAAUACAAUUCAAAAUGGGAAUAGGUUCUACAAACAACUCGGCCGAUAUUGUGCCUUUCCAUGAGACUAACAUAUUUGCAGAAAUUAACGAAGAUAGUCGAUUGACUGAUGGACAUCAGUAUUAUGCUUUCGUCAAGGCAAUAAACGGAGCUGGUCUUUCCUCAUUUUCUGUAUCGACGCCGUUUGUUAUUGAUAGUACAGCUCCAGUAAUUGGACAUGUCAUGGAUAUAUGUCUUCCAGUCAAUCAAGGCGAAACAGAUGCAGAUAUAGACUACCAGAGGAAUACGACAAGUAUAACUUGUAAAUGGAGAGGAUUUUAUGAUCCACAUUCACAGAUUGAUAGAUACUAUGUUGGACUUGGUUUUACAGCUGGCAAUGACGAUAUAGAAACACUGACACACGUUGGGUUGAAAAACACAAAGACCUGGACAUCAACCUUUGUUCAAGGAGUUAGGUAUUACUGUAUACUAAAAGCAUGUAACGGAGCAGGACUUUGUAGUCAUGGUGCAUCAAAUGGUGUAUUGAUUGACAACUCUGCUCCUAUACCUGGCUUAGUAGUUGUUGGAGAACCCGGAAUUCAUUCAAGAUACCAGUCUGAUAACUCAUCACUACAUGCCACAUGGAUUGGAUUUGAAGACCCACAAUCCGGUAUCGACCAUUUUGAAGUAUGCAUUGGUACUACGCCAUUGUUAUGUGACAUUAUGGAUCGUUGGAAUGUAUCUUUAUCAUCAUCAUUUGUUAAAACUCAGCUUCAACUUAAAGAUGAUGUGCAUAUGUUUGUGACUGUAAGAGCCUGUAAUAAAGUGAAACUUUGUGUAGAAAGAUCUUCGCAAAGUUUUAUAAUAGAUGACACUCCACCGGUUUUAAUAAAUCGACCGUUUAUAGAAAGUGUAAAUGGUAAUCAGUCUAGUAUCCUUCAAAUAAUAUCAGACCCCUCUUUCUUCAAAAUUAGGUGGAGUUUUUACGAUGACCGGAGUCCAAUAAUACGAACUACAAUCUCGAUCCAAAGCAAAUUAGACUCCCAUAUUCCAAUGUCGGACACUGUUAUAUCAAAUGAAAAUGUAUUUACCGUGAAAUUGGUAAAUGACGAUCGACUUCGUCUCGGAGACAUUUAUGUAGUAAAGGUGACAGCUUGCAACGCUGCCUUACUUUGUAACACUGCGAAUAGUGAAGAGGUCUUGCUGGAUUAUUCUCCUCCUCAAAUUGGGGGAUUUAUGCCACCAUUAAAUUGGGAAGUGAUUCCAGGGACCACAAACUCUAUAAGAUUUAAUUUGACGUGGUAUGGUUUCAGUGAUGUAGAAUCUGGAAUAAGAUCAUAUUAUAUAUCAAUUGGCUAUGAUUAUAGUAGGGCUGAUAUCAUUGAAGCUUAUAAGUUUAACCCUGAUCAACCAGAUCCGGGAGGUAUUCAGAAUACAACCAUAAACUUAGACACUACCACCAAGUUUCCCGAGGAGCUAGUUUUAACUAUCUGGGCAGAAAACAAUGUAGGUCUGUUAAGUUCUCAGAAUAAAAUAACAGCUUAUGUAUCAAGUUUCAACCGGAAUCAUACCAAAGGAAAUUUCGUUAUACAGAAACAUUCUUGUGUUGCAGAAUAUUGCAACAACGACUGCACAUGUGCUGUUGUUGGACAUAAAUGUAAAGCCGAUUCUCAAUCGAUGUGUAAUAGCAAACCCAAUAACAAUGAUGAAAGUGUAAGAAUAAUUAUGCCGAACACCGAUAUAGGUAUAAGUGGAUCGUUGUCAUGCCUAAGGUCGGAAUGGACAGACAACUUAAACAAAACAAUAUGGCGUUUUGAAUACACAUUUGGUUUACAGAACGAGCAGCCAGGCGAGGGUGUCUUCAAUUUAGUAUCAGAAAACCCUUGGCGUGAUGUCGGAAAGGAGACAAAAGCCAUUCACUGUCUAUCUCCGAGCAAUCAACUGAAACAUAAGGCGAUAUAUGUUGCAUACGUUAGAGCAUGGUACUCGUUUACAUUAUAUAAAAUAUUCCAAUCGGAACCAGUUCAAAUCGACCACACGUCACCUGCUAUACACAAGCGAUAUUUUGUUAUCGAUUCCAUAUCAAACUGUGAGGAGGAUGUAGAUUAUAUUCUAUCAACAGAUUCUGUAUCAUCCUGCUGGAAUGGUGUAUUUUAUGAUGACGAAAGUGGAAUUGAGAAGUUUAUGGUAUCCCUCGGAACUUUACCUUAUGCUGAUGACAUUAUGCGUAUGCAUGAUGUUGGUCACAAGACAAGCAUAAAAUGGAAUAGCCUGUCUUUUGAACCGGGAACUAGAUAUUUCACGACUGUAAGAGCAAUCAAUAAAAUUGGCCUACAAACCGAACUAUGCUCCGAUGGGUUUCUGAUUGAUAAUAUCGCGCCUAUUGCUGGAAUAGUUUACAAUACUGGACAUCAAAGGGACGCCAUUUACCAAUCUAGUAAUCAACCAGUUCAGUUCUCCUGGCAUGGAUUUGAGGACGAACAUUCGUUUAUUGAUUCAUAUUACAUAGGAUUUAUUGUUAAUGGCAAAAGUCCAUUGGUAAAUGAAUCAUCUAGUUUUCAAAAGUUAGAUAUUCAAGACCACAAAGUUUACAAUGGGAAUCUGAACCAUGGAGACACGAUUUCAGCCAUGGUUAAGGCUAUUGACAAGGCUGGCCAUGAAAGUCCCAUUGUGACGUCACUGCAAUUGUUAAUAGACAAUACACCGCCUCAAUCGUUUGAUUGUAACCAUUUUGAUAAGAUAUAUGAAAAACAGAUCACUGGAAAAAAUAGGUGGUUAGACCAAAUAACAUGUCAUAAAAACAAUGUUUAUAAGAUAAUAGUCUCUAUUACCGAAGUUACGUUUGACUUUGAAGCUGUGUUGGCAGUUGACGAUGUCUCAAUGGUUCUACCUUUUGCUCGUAAUUCAGAUGGUUCUUUGAUAACAGAAUACAAUUUCUUUGCAUUUGAAACGGCACCGCAUCAUUUUUCCUUAGAUGUUCAUGGGGGUUCAAAAUCAACAAAAAUGUCGAUAAGCGUCUUAAAAUGUUCCUCUAUAAAUAUAGAGGCGCAUGAUAUUGAAACCAUUACUGCCCAACAAAUUUCACCUGACAGAAUUUCCAUUUGUGUUCGAGCGAUCGAUCUAGAAAGUAGCAUUAAGCACGUCAACAUAGGAAUUGGAAGCAUCAACGGUAGUUUUCAAUUACAGACGAUGAAGUCAGCAAUCUCAUCAUCACAUCGUAUGCAUGACAUUGUAGAGACUAAUCUGACACAUGGUGAACGUGUUUAUGUUCAAGCUAUCGUUAUAAACCAUGCGGGAUUACAAACUGAAUUCACGGCUCACCCAUUUGUAGUUGAUCACACUCCGCCCGUAAUUCAAAGCUUAGAAUCAUUUCUAGAGUACCGAGUUGAUUCCCAGAACGACACAACCACCUUUGUUCAUUCACGAUGGCGUGUUAUUGACGAUGAAAGUGAUGUAAAAUUUUGUGAAUACUGCAUCGGAAUUUCAGAAUCGUCCCCUGAAAUAAUAGGUUGGACAGCUACAUCAUCAAUAUCAUUUUCUCAGUCAGAAACAUUUAAGGUCCAACACGGAAGCAGAAUAUUCCUGAAACUUCGCUGUAUAAAUGGUGUUCAAUUAUCUGGAUAUGCGCAUAACGAACCGUUGGUGGUCUCUUACAUUCCACCAUCAAACAUUGUUUCAAAAAUACAAUUUCUUACCGACACAGGAAUAAGUAACGUAACUGGAGACCAGAAGACACUUACUUUCCGAUGGGAUAAUUUUCACGAUCUUUCCGGAAUUCAGUCAUAUUCAACACGAGUUUUUAGAAACAAAACAGUGUUCUCGGAUAUUCGAACUCCCAACAAGAAUUACAUUCAAAUAAAAAAUGUACCCAUGAAAAACAAGGAAGCAUACAGCGUUGAUGUCGUAGGAACAAAUGUCGGAAAUAUCUCCAGUAUCCCCAAACAGGCGUCAGUGAGAUGUGAACAUAAUAAACCGUUAUUAUCAGGGAAAGGGUUCAGCUAUGGUACCAAUUAUAUAGACUGGAAGGAAGUGUUUCAAUCCAAAGAUAUAGGUUCAUUCCAGGUAGCAAUAGGCUCUGCAAAAGGAAUGUCAGAUAUUUUAAUGCCAUCUACAACGACCGAAACAAGAGUCACCAUUGAUUUAUCGCAAGAUUAUCAUGAAAUAAGGGCAGUCGUCACUGCCACGUCGUUAACUGGAAUGUCUACAACAUAUCGACAAACUAUAUUACUAUAAUGAGCCAUACAAAUGAAAUUGUAUAUAAAGAAUUCGUUUUAUUUUCAUUUUGUUAUAGUGUAUGGACUUUUUGUUCGCUAAACAAUUAAUUUACAAAUUGUGUUAUAUAGUUCCGUCCAAAUUGUAAUAUAUAAUAAAUAGGUAUUGCUGCAUAUUUAAUACCACUUUGUUGCUGUA